Messenger RNA from Priapulus caudatus, 1217 nucleotides. RefSeq names its product sodium- and chloride-dependent GABA transporter ine-like. The record is from RefSeq and is a predicted model, not a curated record. Lineage: Eukaryota; Metazoa; Priapulida; Priapulimorpha; Priapulimorphida; Priapulidae. The annotation marks the transcript as partial. The transcript has 11 exons. Gene Ontology annotation, biological process: sodium ion transmembrane transport. Gene Ontology annotation, cellular component: membrane.
GUGCGUUCUUGAUACCUUAUGUGAUCAUGCUAUGCGUGUGUGGAAUACCCUUGCUCUACAUGGAGCUUGCUGUCGGACAGUACACGCGCCUCGGACCGAUCCAUGCUUUGCAGUCUAUAUGUCCGUUCUUUAAGGUCUAUAUGUCCGUGUGGAUCAAUGCAGCCCUGCAGAAUUUCCACUCUAUCGGCAUCGCGUUUGGCAGCAUGAUAGCGCUGGCCAGUUACAACGACUACCAUCACAACAUCAUCAAGGACACGCUGCUGAUCGCGUGCGUUAACGCAGGCACGAGCAUUCUUGCUGGCUUCGCCAUCUUUUCCAUCCUCGGCUUCAUCGCGACAAACCAGGACAGACCAAUCGAGGAGGUCGUCGCUCAAGCUGUGUACAUCUGCCUCGGCCUAGACACUCAGGUAGAUGACACGGGUAUACUGACGUACGUAGCUGUGUACAUCUGCCUCGGCCUUGACACUCAGGUAGGUGACACAGGUAUACUGACGUACGUAGCUGUGUACGUCUGCCUCGGCCUUGACACUCAGGUAGGCGACACAGGUAUACUGACGUACGUAGCUGUGUACGUCUGCCUCGGCCUUGACACUCAGGUAGAGGACACAGGUAUACUGACGUACGUAGCUGUGUACAUCUGGCUCGGCCUUGACACGCAGGUAGGCGACACAGGUAUACUGACGUACGUAGCUGUGUACAUCUGGCUCGGCCUUGACACGCAGGUAGAGGACACAGGUAUACUGACGUACGUAGCUGUGCUCAUCUGCCUCGGCCUAGACACUCAGGUGACAGGUAUGCUCAUCUGCCUCGGCCUAGACACUCAGUUCGCCAUGGUUGAGGUCGUCAUCACCACGCUAAAGGACAGCUUUCCGAGGUUGGCGCAGACGUGCCGCGGCGGCGGCCAGGUGGCGCUAGUAGUCGGAGUGUGCGCAGCCAUGUUUCUCCUCGGGAUCCCCUACAUAACACAGGGUGGUAUCUACUGGUUCAUGCUUAUUGAUUACUAUGGUGCCUCCCUGUCUCUACUGAUGCUCGCCUUCUGCGAGGUGGUGGCGAUCACGUGGAUCUAUGGUACGGAUAGACUAUCUGCUAAUGUAGAAGAAAUGACAGGUCGACCGGCACCAUUGUACUUCAAGCUAUGCUGGCGCUACCUAUCGCCUUUGCUAAUUCUGGUGGCGGGGGCAGGAAUCACAGAAGAGUCGUGCGGUGAUAAUCAUUAG